GGGUAGGAAAUUCAAGGAAAUUAGAAAUGUCUGUUGCAAGUUGAUUGUGGAUAAACAACAGAAAAGGUUAAGAAAUGGAAGUGACACGAUUGAAUUUUCAAGAGGUACUGACGGAAUUGGAUGAUGUUCUAAAAAAUGCGUCAUUUCUUGGAAUUGAUGGAGAAUUCACAGGACUCAAUUCAGGACCUAAUGUUAGUGCUUUUGACACACCUGCUCAGUAUUAUACCAAAUUAAGAGCAGGUUCAAUGGACUUUCUUCUUGUACAAUUCGGCCUGUCUGCUUUUACAUUUGAUACUCAAAAUCACAAGUACAGUCAACGAUCGUAUAACUUUUAUGUUUUUCCACGACCCUUGAAUCGCGCAGCUCCAGACUGCAGAUUUAUGUGUCAAGCAUCUUCUAUAUCGUUCUUAACUACUCAAGGGUUCGAUUUUAAUAAACUUUUUAAAUUGGGUAUUCCUUAUUUAACGACGAGCGAAGAAGAAAAGUUGGUGAAACGAUUAGAAGAGAGGCAGAAGGCAAGAGACGAAGUACCAGAAUUGAUACCCAUUUCGGAUGACGAUAGACCUCAAAUUGAAGAAAUUUGCACGAGGAUAGACGAGUUCUUAGCUUCUGAAGCGGAAGAAUUGAUCAUAGACAAGUGUAAUGCUUUUAUUAGGCGACUUGUACAUCAAGAAGUAAGGGUAAGAUGGCCGAAUAAAUUGAGAGUUGAAAGCAAAUCGGAUUGUUCUGGACACAGUCUUAUAGUACAAAGGUCAGGGACGAGAGAAGAAGAGGAACACAAGGAAAUUCAGAGAAGAGAGAGAGAAAAGUUGGAAAUCAAAGAAGCAGUUGGUUUCAGUACAGUCUUAAAGAAAAUUGCUGAGUCUGGGAAAUUAAUAGUCGGUCAUAACAUGUUACUGGACAUCUGUCAUAUAAUACAUAAAUUUUUCGGACCUUUACCAGAAACCUACACGGAAUUUAAAUCUCUCGUUCAUAGCUUAUUUCCAAGAAUUUUAGAUACGAAAGUACUUUGCCAAUCGCAACAGUUUAAGGAAAAUGUACCAUCGUCGAAUUUAAAUGUAUUACUAGAAAGGGUUAGCAAGUCGCCGUUUAAGAUUCCAGAUAUAGAAUCUGUCGAUGGUAGAAGUUAUAUCACGUUGGCAGAAAAAUACCACGAGGCAGGCUACGACGCUUACAUCACUGGAAUAUGUUUUAUUGCAUUAUGUAACUAUCUUGGUUCUAUACAGAAGCCUGGAGUUUCAAUAGUUCUGUCUGAUUCACCUCUUCUUAAUCCUUUUUUAAACAAGACACUUAUUGUUAAAUUUAAUGAUUUAGUAUUAAUACUGUUAAUUUUUUCGUGUCUAGCAAAUCCUAGCAGGGAUCACGUGUUCCAUUUGACAUUCCCAAAAGAGUGGAAGCUUAGUGAUAUCUCUCAACUGUUUAGCCCAUUUGGAAGCGUGUACGUGUCCUGGUUGUCCGAUAUGUCCGCCUAUGUAGCGUUAAAUCGUCGUGAACAAGCUAGCGUAGUAAUCAAAACUCUGAAUAAAGCAACUACGUACAAGAUUCAAAAAUAUGCGGAAUAUCAAGCAUCGUUGGAGACGAAUCUUAACACAAGAGAACGCAAACGAAAAUUAUCUACCUCUGAGACUGACGCGUCGAAAACGGAAGAAAACUCUAUCUCAACAAAUGGCGCGAAGACGACGAAGGAUGACAAUGGUUGGGAAGUGGCCACAGGGAAACGACGUCGGAGACGGAAGGACAAGGGAGAUGCUGAAGAUUCUGUGAAGAAGAAGCCCUUCACGGAGGCAUCUUGGGAUUGA
This is a messenger RNA of Dufourea novaeangliae, 1799 nucleotides long. Its product is annotated as poly(A)-specific ribonuclease PARN-like. Lineage: Eukaryota; Metazoa; Arthropoda; Insecta; Hymenoptera; Halictidae. Bases 75 to 1799 code for a protein of 574 amino acids. The transcript is spliced from 11 exons. Gene Ontology annotation, molecular function: RNA binding; poly(A)-specific ribonuclease activity; metal ion binding. Gene Ontology annotation, cellular component: nucleus; cytoplasm. Gene Ontology annotation, biological process: nuclear-transcribed mRNA poly(A) tail shortening. The record is from RefSeq and is a predicted model, not a curated record.